AUGUCGGUGAGAGAGGUGUCGAGCGCAGAGUUCUACCAGCUUUCACGGAGAGCCGAGGGGAAGCUAUUGGUGACGCAAUUCACCGCGACUUGGUGUGGACCGUGCCGGCGGAUUGCUCCUCAGUAUGAAGCCCUGGCGAGGAGGAUGCCGGAGGUGGAGUUUGUCAAGGUGUACGAACACAACAGCCGAGACGCCAUCAUCGCGUCGGGGGUGCGGUCCUUCCCCACCUUCCACUUCUACGUCGGCGGAGCAAAGGUCGACGAGUGCCGCGGGGCGAACAUCGCUCAAGUAGAGCAGAAAGCGAAUCAACACCAGGCGGCCGCAAGCUCCGCGGGGGGUCCCGUCAUGGUCAAGCUCCGCUUCGAGCGAGAGAAACCCAGGGAGAGCGGCGAGGGCUUCAUCCUGGUGGCGCAAGAGACCGACGUAGAGGUGCACGCGGCCGAGGGGCUAGAAAUCUUCAAGUUUCAGGUGCUCUCUUUAACCGACAUCGAGGCCGAGGAGCAAAGCCUCGCCGCGGGGAACUCCAACACCCCCAUAGACAGCGACGCCGACCUCACGGCCGCGCUGCGGAAGACGGGGGGCGGGGUGUACGGCAACUACCCCGUCAUACGAGUCUCGAAACGCUCCAAGGCUGCACGAGGAGGAGCGAGCGGGGGCCGGGCCUCGGCAGGGACAGCGGCGGGGGCAACCGCCGCGUCUAAGGUCGACUGGGAGGGAUGCUGCUCCCGAACGUUCUACGGGUUCUUCGGGGGGAGGCCCGUGAUCCAGCCGGCGUACGUCAUCCGCGAAGAGACCCUCCUGCCCGAGGGGGACCUCAGCCCCCUCCAGAAGAAGAAGGCCGGGCCAGAGGCGAUCCUCCUUGUCUGCAAGGCCUGUGCGGAGAACUGCUUUGUUCCCGGAAGGGCCGGGCCCAGCGCCGCCAUCUCAACAGCCGCAGCGUUCGUGUGCCAGUCCAAGGAAGCGUGCGGGAAGGGCUACGGCUCCGACCUCUUCUCCGGCCGCGCAGACGCAGGAGCCGAGGUGCUCCCGCCGGGCUCCCCGGCCGCGGUAGCCGCCGAAGCCGCUGCCGCCGGCGCCGCCGACAAGGUUUACUACGCCGCCAGAGGGCUGCCGCCCGCGACCACCAACAACAGUGACAACCCCGAGAUGGCCGACAUGAGGCGGCAGAUCGCGAGCGGAAUGAGGGGUGCCCUCGCUUACGAGGACGGCGCGCUGCAGGCCAAGGCCCGGGCCGUCCUUCCCACUGAGGGGGGGAGCGUUGUCGAGAAGGGGGCGGAGAUGGCCGCCGCGGGAGGGUUGUCUGAGGAAGAGGGCUUGGCUCGGGCGUUGUUGAGCUGGUUCAAGAAGGACUUCUUCAAGUGGACGAACAAGCCUCCGUGUUCCGGUUGCGGGGCGCGCGGUGCCUGCAUGCAGGGCAAAGGGGGCUGCGCCCCGACCCCAGAGGAAGCCUCGAGCAAGGCUUCCGUGGUCGAGCUGUACUUUUGCAAGGAGUGCGGGGCACAAACGCGGUACCCCCGCUACAACGAUCCCGCCAAGCUCUUGGAGACGCGGAACGGGCGAUGCGGCGAGUGGGCAAACUGCUUCACUCUCAUGUGCCGGGCGGUCGGAUUGGAGGCUAGGUGUGCAAGGGACUGGACUGACCACGUCUGGACCGAGAUCUGGAUCCCAGCCAGGAACGCGUGGGUGCAUGCUGACGCCUGCGAGAACAAGCUCGACAAGCCGCUUAUGUACGAGCAAGGCUGGAACAAGAGGCUGUCCUACGUCGUCGCCUUCGGCAAGGACGGCGCGGUCGACGUCACACGAAGGUACACGCGGCGUUGGCUACAGGUGCUGUCGCGCCGAAAUUUGGUCCCAGAGAAGUGGCUGGCCGGCGUCAUCGGCAGCCACUCGGCGGCGAGAACGGGGACGAUCGUUGCCAGGUUCGCUGAAGAGCAGAGGGAGCUCGAGCGGUACGAAUCGAUGCGCUGUGACGGCGACGGUCUCGACAACGAGGAAAAGGAGGGUCGGCAGUCGGGGGACGCCGAAUGGAUCGCGUCUCGCGGGGAGGGAGGAGGUCCCGCCGGAGCAGCCGGAGGGUCACCACGGGCGGCGGCGGCGGCUUCUCCGUUUACCGGCGUCCCGAUGGCCGUUCUCCAACCGGGCGGCGGCCUCGCUCUCUGCGUGGCGGCCGUCGUGGAACGUUCCGGGGACGCUUCCGUCCUUGUGGGCGGGGCGACGGUGUGUCGGCUGUCGGGGGGUGGUAGGGUCCACCGCGGGGCCGUCUGCGUCGCCGCCGUUUCGGCGACCACCGGGGUUCUCCUCGGCGCGAACACGUUCGUGCUCGGCAGCGAGGCUGAUUCCGCCGCGGCAGCGUGGUUGGACGGCCUGCCUGACGGCGCCGUGGUGGCCGUCGCGACCGCCACCGGGGGGCAGCGGAAGGACCAAGCGGGCCUUGGCUCCGGGCUCACGGAGGCGAUGUUGACGCAGCUCUUCGGGGAAGGGAGCCCAGAUACCGAUGAUGACGACGGCAAGUCGAAGCCGCCGGACGACGACAGCACGCCAACGGCGAUCGCGGUCGUGGGCUUGAAGAAGGGACCGACCGGUGCCCGGAGAUGGGCUCGCCGUCAGCACCGGGGCGAAGACGGUGGCGGCGGGCGCUGCGCCCUGUACACGGAAAUCCUGCUGCCCCCCCCCGCCUCGGGCCGCGCCGCCGCCGUCCAGGUCGAACUGCAGGACAAGCUUUCCCUGUGCCCGCUGAGGUCGCUGCCGGCCGAAGGCGAUGCGGCGGCGGCGACGACCACGCCGUCUGCCGUGGCGGUGUCUGCGUCCGCCCGCGGAACCUGCCGCCGCGCGGGGGAACCGACGGUGUCGAUGGGGCCGGCGGUUGACCUGGUUGACUGCCCGGGCUGGACGACCGUGCUCCAAGUUCCCGGGGACAUGGCGGGGGCUGGGUCGGCCGACGACGCGGAGAAGGAGGAGGUCUCGGCGGUGCCCCCUGUAGGCUGGGUGGUGACGACUGUUCACCCUGCGGUCGGCGGGACGCACGAGGACACGGAGGAGUUCGAUGACGGGCCGGUCGGGUGCCCCGCGUUUGUCAUGGGCGGCUCCCCCGUCGCGUUAACAGCGGACGGCAGUGCGCCCCCGUUCUUGCCGGCCGGCCGCGUGCGAGAGAUCGUUGGGUGGAGCGGAGACGCCGUCAACGGCGUCCAGGUGGUCUACGACGUCCAAGGGGAUGCCGUCCGAGGGCCGAAGCGGAUGGGCGACCACGGCCUUUACCGCCAGUCGAAUUUCGUGCUGGAUGUCGAGGGCGGAGAGGUGUUGACCGAGAUAUCCGUCAAGGCUGGGGCAAUCGUCGACAGCGUGCGGGUCAGGACGAACAAGGGCCGGGAAAAAACGUGGGGGGGCGCCGGCGGGCACCUGCAGCGAACCUGGCACGUACCGACGGGGAGCUCGUUCCUGGGGUUUCACGGAGGCGUCGGGGGCCACGUGCACAGCCUCGGGGUAACCCUUGCUGAGAGGGGGGGGCAGGCGGCGGGGGCGAGCGGCGAGAGUUCCCUGGCCCUUGACCCAGUCGUGAAGACCAACCUGUACGCCGCCGACAGAGUGGCGAGGGCGUGCGCCCAGUUUUUGGCGUUCAAUGCUCCGCCUCCCGGCGGCGGCGAGGCGGGGCGCUCCGCAGCCGCGUCGUCGCCAGCACCGCGGACCCCUCCCCCCCCCCCGCCGGCGCUCGAGGAAGUCGUGACCGCUCUCGAGACCAUGCGCAAGUACGCCGACAAUCUCCUGGCGUCUCCCCUGGACCCGAAGGUUUCCCGCAUCCGCCUUGCGAACGGAUUCUUCGAUCGCAAGAUCGGCAGGCUGGCGGGAGGCGGAGGCGUCGUUCGCGCCAUGGGGUUCGAGCUUGCCGACGAAGGCGGCCGCAUGCACUACGUCUUUCGGAGGCAGGGGGGCGGGGGCGGGCUCGGGGGACUCCGACGCGCGCGGCAGACCCUGAUCGACUUGGCGGCGGCUUUGACAUCGCCGGUUUAGGUCAAGACUGUCGAAAGGCCGCGGCACUCCGAAAUGUGCGGAGGGGUGGCGCUUUGCACGUCUUCCCGAAGAGGACGUAGCGAGCGAGUUGUCGCUAGCGGCCCCGCGAUAAUCACGAGCGAAUGCUUUAUGUGCCCCCCUUUUGUUUAGGUGUUCGGCCUACGGCUGCCCGUGAGCGUAGUUCCUGGCUCCGUGAUCGGAGGUUGUUUUCACCGGAGGAAAGAGAUGCCAGGCGGAGGUUGUUGCGGUUUAGCGUACAAACGUCGCGUUUUUUUUUUUGUUGACACAAGCGCUGAGCCAUCAGAAAGGGUGCCGGUCCCAAUCCGUGUGAAGAGGAAGUGCAUCAUAGUUGUUGCACAUGGUGUUCCUGGUUCAGUUGGAUAACAACUUCUGCAAGCGCCCCUUUGUGAAUGGAGUGGCGAGUGUAGCUGCUUGUCGUGAAUUGUAGGGCGAUCGAUUUGGUACUUGGUCGUGCUGCCUGCAACGGGCCAUGAUGCGGAUCAUGAACUGCAGGUAUCUUGAUUUCAGUUUUGGACCCUUGAUUGCGGACCCCGGUAUAGGGGUCCCUGCUCAGCGGGAUGCCCUGUAUUGUAGCGGUUACAACAUUGCAUGACGCCGCUGCACCCUGGUUUAUCGGUGUUACCACAUCCGUUCCGCGCACGUCAACACUAUGCUAUGCACACGUGUGGUGUGCUUUGUUGAACUUUGCCAUGUGCAAGAAAGUACUUGAACGCAUGCUAUUUGCUUUGUUCCCCUCGUUGAUACAUACGAAGUAGGUUUGUGGUAUUCGUAGGAUUUCUUACCUUUUCUGUUAAUUUGUAUUUAAUAGUCGGAUUUCCUUCCUAGGGCGUGGGGGAGGAGGGCUGGCCAGGUGACGGGAAAAACUGUGGACGAGCACUACGUACGGUAGUCUAGCACUCCCUCGCUCCGUACGGUGUAGGAGCCUUUGAAUAUCUUGAUUUUUCCCUCUCAUGUGGUGAUGUUAUUGUCCACUUCCUAGUCUCUUUAGUUUUGUAUUUCUUGAGGUGUGGGCAUUUUCGGAUUCUCGUUCCUGCUGUAGACAACUGCUGUAGGUAUUGUUGUACCUUGUUUUUAUUGUUGGUUAGCUUUUGGCCCACGGAAGUCGUUUCGUUCAAGUGAGGAGAUGAUACUGCUGAAAGGUAUCGGGUAGGCCAGAGAAUUUCAAUGAAGACCAAAUCGCGCUG
Messenger RNA from Ectocarpus siliculosus, 5210 nucleotides. Lineage: Eukaryota; Phaeophyceae; Ectocarpales; Ectocarpaceae. The record is from the annotation of a GenBank genome assembly.